AUGGGGAUGGGAGCUCACGAAGACGGUGUGCAUGACGGAACCAUUGCGCGUCGGGUGGAUGCCUUGGAGGCGUCGGCCGCUGAUUUGGCGGAGAGCAGCGAUCGCGACCAGCUACUGGUGGAUGUGACCGACCUCCGACACCGGCUGACUGACCUGCACGGGCAGGCCAGGCCGGCACAGGUGAUGGACAGGGAGCAGAAGCGAUCCAGGCGGCGGCCGAAGAGGCCGGCCACAUCCUCCGAAGAACCUCAGGAGACGGCUCGCGUGGACGAGCGCGGCGGUGUGCUGCGCGUGCAGCGCUCCACCAGCUCGGAGGUCGCCGAGGCGGUGGACGAGGCCGGUGCUCCCGUCUUCGUGGAGCGUGUCCGCACUCAGGUGCACAGCUCGGACAGUCCGGUCGGCGGUGAGUCCCCGCAGUCGGAGAGGCGCGUCCCACAGACCUCCGACGUCGAGUACGUGGACGAGGACUUUGAGCUGCCGGAGCCCAAAACUGAGACGCAGACAGAGGAGUAUGAGGACGAGGAGGGCCGGCGGGUGGUGGUCACCACUACCAUCACCACCACGUACGAGCAGACGGAGGACGAAGAGGGCAACACAGUCAUCCUGGAGAGGGUGCAUCGAAGGGUGCAGCGAACAGUCUACGUCGAUGGCGAGGCAAUAACAGAGCAGCUGGAGGAGCCCAGCACGCCCAAGCCCAAAGACACCGGCGUGGUCUAUGUGGACGAGGACUUCCAGAUUCCCGAGCCUUCCGAGACGACCACUGUGCAAGAGUACAUUGACGAAGAAGGCCGCCGGGUGGUGGUGAAGACCAUCACGAGAACCACCUACGAAGAGACAGCAGACGAUGACGGAUGUCCUGUGAUCUUAGAGAAAGUCCAAAAGAAGGUGCAGCGCACGGUUUAUGUCGAUGGCGAGAUUGUGGAAGAGACCAUCGAUAUGCCUGAAGGCGCUGAAGAGGAGAUUGAACUGCCACCUUCAAGUGUGAGAGAGGAGGUGGAAGAGCAGGUCGAUGAACUGGGGAGGAAGGUUGUGAUAAGGGGAGCCGUAGUUGGUGAACCAGGGGUGGAAACUACUGUUGAGGAAAAGUUGGAUGAACAAGGUCGACCAGUGAAGUUCAAGAGGAUCUAUGUCACCAUUAUUGAAGAAAUCGUGGAUGACACCGGAGCCAAGCGGACCGUCAAGCGGGUGGUCAAAAAGACUCAGAAGCUGUCUGAGGUCAAUGGGAAGACAGUCACUGAAGACGUAGAGGAACCUGUUGAAGAGCCAUCUGUUGAGGAGCUCGAGAAACAGAUACUUGACGAUGUGCUGCCAGACAAGGCUUCUCUGGUCGGGGAACCGAAAGUGAAAACGAUUGAGGAGAAAUCAGUUAACGAGCAUGGAAAGCCAGUCAUUGUGAAGCGAUCUGUUGUCACCAUCUAUGAGAAUGUUCCUGCUGAAAACGGCAAAACUGUAGUAGUUCGGAAGAUAUUGAAAAAGGUACGCAAAGUCUCCGAAGUCGACGGAAAACCAGUUGUCGAAGAGUAUGAAGAGCCACAAGAGACGGAGACCUUGAUGGAAAGUAUGCCUGAGGCAACGGAGGCUUCAGUGAUGGAAGAAUGCCUUCCGGUGUCCGAGGGAAUCAUAGUUGGGGAACCAAAGGUGGAAACUGUCGUUGAAGAAAAGUUGGAUGAACAAGGUCGGCCAGUGAAAUUCAAGAGGAUCUAUGUCACCAUUAUUGAGGAAAUUGUGGAUGACACCGGAGUCAAGCGGACCGUUAAGCGGGUGGUCAAAAAGACGCAGAAGCUGUCUCAAGUCAAUGGGGAGACCGUCACUGAAGACGUGGAGGAACCCAUUAAAGAGCCAUCUGUCGAGGAGCUGGAGAAACAGAUACUUGACGAUGUUCUACCCGACAAGGCUUCUCUGGUCGGGGAACCGAAAGUGGAAACGAUUGAGGAGAAAUCAGUUGACGAUCAAGGAAAGACAGUCAUUCUGAAGCGAUCUCUUGUCACCAUCUAUCAGAAUGUUCCUGCUGAAAACGGCAAAACCACCGUGGUUCGCAGGAUAUUGAAAAAGGUUCGCAAAGUCUCCGAAGUGGACGGAAAACCGGUUGUCGAAGAGUAUGAAGAGCCUCAAGAGGCGGAGACCUUGAUGGAAAGUAUGCCUGAGGCAACGGAGGCUUCAGUGAUUGAAGAAUGCCUUCCAGUGUCCAAGGGAACCAUAGUUGGGGAACCAAAGGUGGAAACUGUCGUUGAAGAAAAGUUGGAUGAACAGGGUCGGCCAGUCAAAUUCAAAAGGAUCUAUGUCACCAUUAUUGAGGAACUUGUGGAUGACACCGGAGCCAAACAGACCGUCAAGCGGGUGGUUAAAAAGACGCAGAAGCUGUCUGAAGUCAAUGGGAAGACCGUCACUGAAGACGUGGAGGAACCUGUUGAAGAGCCAUCUGUUGAGGAGCUCGAGAAGCAGAUACUUGACGAUGUGCUGCCAGACAAGGCUUCUCUGGUCGGGGAACCGAAAGUGGAAACGAUUGAGGAGAAAUCAGUUAGCGAUCAUGGAAAGCCAGUCAUUGUGAAGCGAUCUGUUGUCACCAUCUAUGAGAAUGUUCCUGCUGAAAACGGCAAAACUGCAGUAGUUCGGAAGAUAUUGAAAAAGGUUCGCAAAGUCUCCGAAGUGGACGGAAAACCAGUUGUCGAAGAGUAUGAAGAGCCUCAAGAGACGGAGACCUUGAUGGAAAGUAUGCCUGAGGCAACGGAGGCUUCAGUGAUUGACGAAUGCCUUCCAGUGUCCAAGGGAACCAUUGUUGGUGAACCAAAGGUGGAAACUAUCGUUGAAGAAAAGGUAGACCAAGAAGGUCGGCCAGUGAAAUUCAAGAGGAUCUAUGUCACCAUUACUGAAGAGAUUGUGGAUGACACCGGAGCCAAGCGGACCGUCAAGCGGGUGGUCAAAAAGACGCAGAAGCUGUCUGAAGUCAAUGGGAAGAACGUCACUGAAGACGUGGAGGAACCCAUUGAAGAGCCAUCUGUCGAGGAGCUCGAGAAACAGAUACUUGACGAUGUUCUAUCCGACAAGGCUUCUCUGGUCGGGGAACCGAAAGUGGAAACGAUUGAGGAAAAAUCAGUUGACGAUCAAGGCAAGCCAGUCAUUCUGAAGCGAUCUCUUGUCACCAUCUAUGAGAAUGCUCCUGCUGAAAAUGGCAAAACCGCGGUGGUCCGCAGGAUAUUGAAAAAGGUUUGCAAAGUCUCCGAAGUGGACGGAAAACCAGUUCUUGAAGAGUAUGAAGAGCCUCAAGAGACGGAGACCUUGAUGGAAAGUAUGCCUGAGGCAACGGAGGCUUCAGUGAUUGAAGAAUGUCUUCCAGUGUCCAAGGGAACCAUAGUUGGGGAACCAAAAGUGGAAAGUGUCGUUGAAGAAAAGGGGGAUGAACAAGGUCGGCCAGUGAAAUUCAAGAGGAUCUAUGUCACAAUUAUUGAGGAAAUUGUGGAUGACACCGGAGCCAAGCGGACCGUUAAGCGGGUGGUCAAAAAGACGCAGAAGCUGUCUGAAGUCAAUGGGAAGACCGUCACUGAAGACGUGGAGGAACCCAUUGAGGAACCGUCUGUCGAGGACCUCGAGAAACAGAUACUUGACGAUGUUCUACCCGACAAGGCUUCUCUGGUCGGGGAACCGAAAGUGGAAACGAUUGAGGAGAAAUCAGUUGACGAUCAUGGAAAGCCAGUCAUUCUGAAGCGAUCUCUUGUCACCAUCUAUGAGAAUGUUCCUGCUGAAAAUGGCAAAACCACCGUGGUUCGCAGGAUAUUGAAAAAGGUGCGCAAAGUAUCCGAAGUCGACGGAAAACCAGUUGUCGAAGAGUAUGAAGAGCCUCAAGAGACGGAGACCUUGAUGGAAAGUAUGCCUGAGGCAACGGAGGCUUCAGUGAUUGAAGAAUGCCUUCCAGUGUCUAAUGGAAUCAUAGUUGGGGAACCAAAGGUGGAAACCGUCGUUGAAGAAAAGUUGGAUGAGCAAGGUCGGCCAGUGAAAUUCAAGAGAAUCUAUGUCACCAUUAUUGAGGAAAUUGUGGAUGACACCGGAGCCAAGCGGACCGUUAAGCGGGUGGUCAAAAAGACGCAGAAGCUGUCUGAAGUCAAUGGGAAGACCGUCACUGCAGACGUGGAGGAACCCAUUGAGGAACCGUCUGUCGAGGAGCUCGAGAAACAGAUACUUGACGAUGUUCUACCCGACAAGGCUUCUCUGGUCGGGGAACCGAAAGUGGAAACGAUUGAGGAGAAAUCAGUUGACGAUCAAGGAAAGCCAGUCAUUCUGAAGCGAUCUCUUGUCACCAUCUAUCAGAAUGUUCCUGCUGAAAAUGGCAAAACCGCGGUGGUCCGCAGGAUAUUGAAAAAGGUUCGCAAAGUCUCCGAAGUGGACGGAAAACCAGUUGUGGAAGAGUAUGAAGAGCCUCAAGAGACGGAGACCUUGAUGGAAAGUAUGCCUGAGGCAACGGAGGCUUCAGUGAUUGAAGAAUGCCUUCCAGUGUCCAAGGGAACCAUAGUUGGGGAACCAAAGGUGGAAACUGUCGUUGAAGAAAAGGUGGAUGAGCAAGGUCGGCCAGUGAAAUUCAAGAGGAUCUAUGUCACCAUUAUUGAAGAAAUUGUGGAUGACACCGGAGUCAAGCGGACCGUUAAGCGGGUGGUCAAAAAGACGCAGAAGCUGUCUGAAGUCAAUGGGACGACCGUCACUGAAGACGUGGAGGAACCCAUUGAAGAGCCAUCUGUCGAGGAGCUCGAGAAACAGAUACUUGACGAUGUUCUACCCGACAAGGGUUCUCUGGUCGGAGAACCGAAAGUGGAAACGAUUGAGGAGAAAUCAGUUGACGAUCAUGGAAAGCCAGUCAUUGUGAAGCGAUCUAUUGUCACCAUCUAUGAGAAUGUUCCUGCUGAAAACGGCAAAACUGUAGUAGUUCGGAAGAUAUUGAAAAAGGUUCGCAAAGUCUCCGAAGUGGACGGAAAACCAGUUGUCGAAGAGUAUGAAGAGCCUCAAGAGACGGAGACCUUGAUGGAAAGUAUGCCUGAGUCAACGGAGGCUUCAGUGAUUGAAGAAUGCCUUCCGGUGUCCAAGGGAACCAUUGUUGGUGAACCAAAGGUGGAAACUAUCGUUGAAGAGCAGGUAGAUCAAGAAGGUCGGCCAGUGAAAUUAAAAAAGAUCUAUGUCACCAUUACUGAAGAGAUUGUGGAUGACACUGGAGCCAAGCGAACCGUCAAGCGGGUGGUCAAAAAGACGCAGAAGCUGUCUGAAGUCAAUGGGAAGAACGUCACUGAAGACGUGGAGGAACCCAUUGAGGAACCGUCUGUCGAGGACCUCGAGAAACAGAUACUUGACGAUGUUCUACCCGACAAGGCUUCUCUGGUCGGGGAACCGAAAGUGGAAACGAUUGAGGAAAAAUCAGUUGACGAUCAAGGAAAGCCAGUCAUUCUGAAGCGAUCUCUUGUCACCAUCUAUGAGAAUGUUCCUGCUGAAAAUGGCAAAACCACCGUGGUUCGCAGGAUAUUGAAAAAGGUUCGCAAAGUAUCCGAAGUCGACGGAAAACCAGUUGUCGAAGAGUAUGAAGAGCCUCAAGAGACGGAGACCUUGAUGGAAAGUAUGCCUGAGGCAACGGAGGCUUCAGUGAUUGAAGAAUGCCUUCCAGUGUCUAAUGGAAUCAUAGUUGGGGAACCAAAGGUGGAAACUGUCGUUGAAGAAAAGUUGGAUGAGCAAGGUCGGCCAGUGAAAUUCAAGAGAAUCUAUGUCACCAUUAUUGAGGAAAUUGUGGAUGACACCGGAGCCAAGCGGACCGUUAAGCGGGUGGUCAAAAAGACGCAGAAGCUGUCUGAGGUCAAUGGGAAGACCGUCACUGAAGACGUGGAGGAACCCAUUGAGGAACCGUCUGUCGAGGAGCUGGAGAAACAGAUACUUGACGAUGUUCUACCCGACAAGGCUUCUCUGGUCGGGGAACCGAAAGUGGAAACGAUUGAGGAGAAAUCAGAUGAUCAAGGAAAGCCAGUCAUUCUGAAGCGAUCUCUUGUCACCAUCUAUCAGAAUGUUCCUGCUGAAAAUGGCAAAACCGCGGUGGUCCGCAGGAUAUUGAAAAAGGUUCGCAAAGUCUCCGAAGUCGACGGAAAACCAGUUGUCGAAGAGUAUGAAGAGCCUCAAGAGACGGAGACCUUGAUGGAAAGUAUGCCUGAGGCAACGGAGGCUUCAGUGAUUGAAGAAUGCCUUCCAGUGUCUAAUGGAAUCAUAGUUGGGGAACCAAAGGUGGAAACUGUCGUUGAAGAAAAGGUGGAUGAGCAAGGUCGGCCAGUGAAAUUCAAGAGGAUCUAUGUCACCAUUAUUGAAGAAAUUGUGGAUGACACCGGAGUCAAGCGGACCGUAAAGCGGGUGGUCAAAAAGACGCAGAAGCUGUCUGAAGUCAAUGGGACGACCGUCACUGAAGACGUGGAGGAACCCAUUGAAGAGCCAUCUGUCGAGGAGCUCGAGAAACAGAUACUUGACGAUGUUCUACCCGACAAGGGUUCUCUGGUCGGAGAACCGAAAGUGGAAACAAUUGAGGAGAAAUCAGUUGACGAUCAUGGAAAGCCAGUCAUUGUGAAGCGAUCUAUUGUCACCAUCUAUGAGAAUGUUCCUGCUGAAAACGGCAAAACUGUAGUAGUUCGGAAGAUAUUGAAAAAGGUUCGCAAAGUCUCCGAAGUGGACGGAAAACCAGUUGUCGAAGAGUAUGAAGAGCCUCAAGAGACGGAGACCUUGAUGGAAAGUAUGCCUGAGGCAACGGAGGCUUCAGUGAUUGAAGAAUGCCUUCCGGUGUCCAAGGGAACCAUUGUUGGUGAACCAAAGGUGGAAACUAUCGUUGAAGAGCAGGUAGAUCAAGAAGGUCGGCCAGUGAAAUUAAAAAAGAUCUAUGUCACCAUUACUGAAGAGAUUGUGGAUGACACUGGAGUCAAGCGAACCGUCAAGCGGGUGGUCAAAAAGACGCAGAAGCUGUCUGAAGUCAAUGGGAAGAACGUCACUGAAGACGUGGAAGAACCCAUUGAGGAACCGUCUGUCGAGGAGCUCGAGAAACAGAUACUUGACGAUGUUCUACCCGACAAGGCUUCUCUGGUCGGGGAACCGAAAGUGGAAACGAUUGAGGAAAAAUCAGUUGACGAUCAAGGCAAGCCAGUCAUUCUGAAGCGAUCUCUUGUCACCAUCUAUGAGAAUGCUCCUGCUGAAAAUGGCAAAACCACCGUGGUUCGCAGGAUAUUGAAAAAGGUUCGCAAAGUCUCCGAAGUCGACGGAAAACCAGUUCUAGAAGAGUAUGAAGAGCCUCAAGAAACGGAGACCUUGAUGGAAAGUAUGCCUGAGGCAACGGAGGCUUCAGUGAUUGAAGAAUGCCUUCCAGUGUCCAAGGGAAUCAUAGUUGGGGAACCAAAGGUGGAAACUGUCGUUGAAGAAAAGUUGGAUGAGCAAGGUCGGCCAGUGAAAUUCAAGAGGAUCUAUGUCACCAUUAUUGAGGAAAUUGUGGAUGACACCGGAGCCAAGCGAACCGUUAAGCGGGUGGUCAAAAAGACGCAGAAGCUGUCUGAAGUCAAUGGGAAGACCGUCACUGAAGACGUGGAGGAACCCAUUGAGGAACCGUCUGUCGAGGAGCUGGAGAAACAGAUACUUGACGAUGUUCUACCCGACAAGGCUUCUCUGGUCGGGGAACCGAAAGUGGAAACGAUUGAGGAGAAAUCAGAUGAUCAAGGAAAGCCAGUCAUUCUGAAGCGAUCUCUUGUCACCAUCUACCAGAAUGUUCCUGCUGAAAAUGGCAAAACCGCGGUGGUCCGCAGGAUAUUGAAAAAGGUUUGCAAAGUCUCCGAAGUCGACGGAAAACCAGUUGUGGAAGAGUAUGAAGAGCCUCAAGAGACGGAAACCUUGAUGGAAAGUAUGCCUGAGGCAACGGAGGCUUCAGUGAUUGAAGAAUGCCUUCCAGUGUUCAAGGGAAUCAUAGUUGGGGAACCAAAGGUGGAAACUGUCGUUGAAGAAAAGGUGGAUGAGCAAGGUCGGCCAGUGAAAUUCAAGAGGAUCUAUGUCACCAUUAUUGAAGAAAUUGUGGAUGACACCGGAGUCAAGCGGACCGUCAAGCGGUUGGUCAAAAAGACGCAGAAGCUGUCUGAAGUCAAUGGGAAGACCGUCACUGAAGACGUGGAGGAACCCAUUGAAGAGCCAUCUGUCCAGGAGCUCGAGAAACAGAUACUUGACGAUGUUCUAGCCGACAAGGGUUCUCUGGUCGGAGAACCGAAAGUGGAAACGAUUGAGGAGAAAUCAGUUGACGAUCAAGGAAAGUCAGUCAUUCUGAAGCGAUCUCUUGUCACCAUUUAUCAGAAUGUUCCUGCUGAAAACGGCAAAACCACCGUGGUUCGCAGGAUAUUGAAAAAGGUUCGCAAAGUCUCCGAAGUGGACGGAAAACCAGUUGUCGAAGAGUAUGAAGAGCCUCAAGAGACGGAGACCUUGAUGGAAAGUAUGCCUGAGGCAACGGAGGCUUCAGUGAUUGAAGAAUGCCUUCCAGUGUCCAAGGGAAUCAUAGUUGGGGAACCAAAGGUGGAAACUGUCGUUGAAGAAAAGUUGGAUGAGCAAGGUCGGCCAGUGAAAUUCAAGAGGAUCCAUGUCACCAUUAUUGAGGAAAUUGUGGAUGACACCGGAGCCAAGCGAACCGUUAAGCGGGUGGUCAAGAAGACGCAGAAGCUGUCUGAAAUCAAUGGGAAGACCGUCACUGAAGACGUGGAGGAACCCAUUGAGGAACCGUCUGUCGAGGAGCUCGAGAAACAGAUACUUGACGAUGUUCUACCCGAUAAGGCUUCUCUGGUCGGGGAACCGAAAGUGGAAACGAUUGAGGAGAAAUCAGUUGACGAUCAAGGAAAGCCAGUCAUUCUGAAGCGAUCUCUUGUCACCAUCUAUCAGAAUGUUCCUGCUGAAAAUGGCAAAUCCGCCGUGGUCCGCAGGAUAUUGAAAAAGGUUCGCAAAGUCUCCGAAGUCGACGGAAAACCAGUUGUCGAAGAGUAUGAAGAGCCUCAAGAGACGGAGACCUUGAUGGAAAGCAUGCCUGAGGCAACGGAGGCUUCAGUGAUUGAAGAAUGCCUUCCAGUGUCCAAGGGAAUCAUAGUUGGGGAACCAAAGGUGGAAACUGUCGUUGAAGAAAAGGUGGAUGAGCAAGGUCGGCCAGUGAAAUUCAAGAGGAUCUAUGUCACCAUUAUUGAGGAAAUUGUGGAUGACACCGGAGUUAAGCGGACCGUUAAGCGGGUGGUCAAAAAGACGCAGAAGCUGUCUAAAGUCAAUGGGAAGACCGUCACUGAAGACGUGGAGGAACCCAUUGAGGAACCGUCUGUCGAGGAGCUGGAGAAACAGAUACUUGACGAUGUUCUACCCGACAAGGCUUCUCUGGUCGGGGAACCGAAAGUGGAAACGAUUGAGGAGAAAUCAGAUGAUCAAGGAAAGCCAGUCAUUCUGAAGCGAUCUCUUGUCACCAUCUACCAGAAUGUUCCUGCUGAAAAUGGCAAAACCGCCGUGGUCCGCAGGAUAUUGAAAAAGGUUCGCAAAGUCUCCGAAGUCGACGGAAAACCAGUUGUGGAAGAGUAUGAAGAGCCUCAAGAGACGGAAACCUUGAUGGAAAGUAUGCCUGAGGCAACGGAGGCUUCAGUGAUUGAAGAAUGCCUUCCAGUGUUCAAGGGAAUCAUAGUUGGGGAACCAAAGGUGGAAACUGUCGUUGAAGAAAAGGUGGAUGAGCAAGGUCGGCCAGUGAAAUUCAAGAGGAUCUAUGUCACCAUUAUUGAAGAAAUUGUGGAUGACACCGGAGUCAAGCGGACCGUCAAGCGGUUGGUCAAAAAGACGCAGAAGCUGUCUGAAGUCAAUGGGAAGACCGUCACUGAAGACGUGGAGGAACCCAUUGAAGAGCCAUCUGUCCAGGAGCUCGAGAAACAGAUACUUGACGAUGUUCUAGCCGACAAGGGUUCUCUGGUCGGAGAACCGAAAGUGGAAACGAUUGAGGAGAAAUCAGUUGACGAUCAAGGAAAGUCAGUCAUUCUGAAGCGAUCUCUUGUCACCAUUUAUCAGAAUGUUCCUGCUGAAAACGGCAAAACCACCGUGGUUCGCAGGAUAUUGAAAAAGGUUCGCAAAGUCUCCGAAGUGGACGGAAAACCAGUUGUCGAAGAGUAUGAAGAGCCUCAAGAGACGGAGACCUUGAUGGAAAGCAUGCGUGAGGCAACGGAGGCUUCAGUGAUUGAAGAAUGCCUUCCAGUGUCCAAGGGAAUCAUAGUUGGGGAACCAAAGGUGGAAACUGUCGUUGAAGAAAAGGUGGAUGAGCAAGGUCGGCCAGUGAAAUUCAAGAGGAUCUAUGUCACCAUUAUUGAGGAAAUUGUGGAUGACACCGGAGUUAAGCGGACCGUUAAGCGGGUGGUCAAAAAGACGCAGAAGCUGUCUAAAGUCAAUGGGAAGACCGUCACUGAAGACGUGGAGGAACCCAUUGAAGAGCCAUCUGUCGAGGAGCUCGAGAAACAGAUACUUGACGAUGUUCUACCCGACAAGGGUUCUCUGGUCGGAGAACCGAAAGUGGAAACGAUUGAGGAGAAAUCAGUUGACGAUCAAGGAAAGCCAGUCAUUCUGAAGCGAUCUCUUGUCACCAUUUAUCAGAAUGUUCCUGCUGAAAACGGCAAAACCACCGUGGUUCGCCGGAUAUUGAAAAAGGUUCGCAAAGUCUCCGAAGUCGACGGAAAACCAGUUGUCGAAGAGUAUGAAGAGCCUCAAGAGACGGAGAUCUUGAUGGAAAGUAUGCCUGAGGCAACGGAGGCUUCAAUGAUUGAAGAAUGCCUUCCAGUGUCCAAGGGAGCCAUAGUUGGGGAACCAAAGGUGGAAACUGUCGUUGAAGAAAAGGUGGAUGAACAAGGUCGGCCAGUGAAAUUCAGGAGGUUCUAUGUCACCAUUAUUGAGGAAAUUGUGGAGGACACCGGAGCCAAGCGGACCGUCAAGCGCGUGGUCAAAAAGACGCAGAAGCUGUCUGAAGUCAAUGGGAAGACCGUCACUGAAGACGUAGAGGAACCCAUUGAGGAGUCUUCUGUCGAAGAUCUAGAGAAGAGAAUCCUGCAUGAUUUACUGGAAGAGAAAGAUUUCCUAGUCAACGAGUCGUGUACUCAGUUUGUAGAUAAUCGUUCUGAAGAAAGUGUAACAGUUGCACUGGAACAGCCGGUUGUGCAGACUCAAUUUUGCGAGCUCUUUGAAAAUGGAGGUCCAGUCUCAAUGCACACUUUCACCAUUACCGUCCCAUUAGAGACUCUUGACCCCUCAGAAGGCAGACGGAUCACGAAGAAGACUUACCGACGUUACCACAGAGUCUUCAGAUUGGAUGACAAGUCGGUAACUGAGGAAUAUGGUGAUCCGCCUGAAGUAGAGCUGGUUGCUCAGUCUGUUCCCGAGGUUGACGAGCCACAAGUGGUGGCUGAAUCCCUUUCACUUGUAUCUGGCUGUCUGGUGGGAGACCCUAAGACACAAACCGACGUGGAAGAGACCACUGACAGUGGAGGAAAUCCCUUAACGUUUAAAACUGUCCGUGUCUCGCUACUCGAGGAAGUGACCGAUCCUGCCGGUGACAAACAUCUGGUAAGCAAGCACGUUAAGAGGUCGCAGACUGUUCGCCAUGUGCUCGGACGUCCUGUGGUGACGGACGUGCUGCUGCCCGAGCCGUUGCCAUCCGCUGAAGAGGUCCUUGCCUCUUGGAAGCUGCCGGUUUGCGGAAGACUCUUGACGGAGCCAAAGGUAGAAGUAGUCAUCGAAGAUUGUCAGGACAGCGACGGCCGGCCUGUCUCUGUACGACGGUACGUGGUAACCGUUCUCGAGGAGGUCGUAGAGCCGUCUGGUAAUGCCACUACCAUGCAGAAGACGUUUACAAAGAUCAUCCGCGCGCACGAGGUGGGCGGUAAACUGGUGACUGAGGAGUGGACUCAGCCGGAGACGAGUCAGGUGUUGUCCAUGUCGCGACCCGAGGUGCCGACCAGCUGGCAGGACGACCUGAGCGCCGUGCUAUCUGAGGUCUCUGGCGACGUCCUCGAGAAGCCUGAGGCGACUUCUACCAUGGAAGAUUCUACGGAUGAGCGCGGCUUGCCGUGCCGCAUCCGUCGGACGGUGGUGACUCUCUUUGUACGCCGUCCGGACUCUGACAUUGUCGAGCGUCGCGUUGUCACCCGUGUGACGCGCUUCAUUUUCGUGGACGGCGCGCUGGUGACGGAGCUACUGCCCGAGGUGGACCUGGUGCAACCCGUCGGCGCCGCUGUCGACACCGAGCCGGACGACGAGGCCUAUGUGGCGCGCGUGGCGCACUUGAUGAGAGGCAAACCCAAGUCGCAGCCCGAUGUGCUGCACGAGGUGACUGAGGAGACGGACGCCGCCGGCCGCCUGGUGACCGUGCGCCGCGUGCUGGUCACACUACUGGAGGAGGUGCGCCGCUCGGGCCGGAAGACCACACACCGUCGGGAGGUACCCAUCACCCGGCGCACCUGCCGUGUCGGCGCCACCACCGUGCUGCUAGAGGAGGCGCUCGGAGAACCCCGCGACACCACUGUCGAGAGGGCCGAGAAGGCAGAGAGGAGCGCCACGACCGCCGCCGCGCCGGUGCCGUCGGCGCCGCCAGCCGAGCAGCAGCCCGUCAGAAAACCGGACCUGGACGACCUGGUCUCUCAGAUGACAUCCACUGUGUUGGGAGAGGAGCCGACACCGGAGAUUACCCCGCAGCCCACGCCGGAGCCCGUCAGGGAGCCGACACCGGAGCCGGCUAGGCAACCGAAGCCAGUGCAGGAGCCGCGUCCGAAGCCGGCGCCGGUCGUGAUGUCGUUUGCGCCGACGCCCGUGGCCGUUAGCUCCGAGCCAAGUGACAAGGAGUCUUACGCCAGUGUGGUGAAGCACCACCUGGACGAGGCGCCGGUGCAGCGGACCGCGGCCGGGACCGUGUACGCCGAGCCGCCGGGAGUUACCGAGGAGGAGCCGGACACGGUGGACGGCGGCGCGGCGACCGACGAGCCGCCGCUCUUGGAGGAGGCGCUGAACGUGCCGCUGCUUCCUGAGGACCAGCCGCUGCCGGUGCUGGCGCAGGCGUUGGCCGCGCUGGGGCGGCCGGAGCGCGCUGUCUCGCUGACCGCUCUGCCAGGCAGUCAGACAGCGCGGGUGGGCGCCGCCGAACUGCGAGCGGCCGCCGCACCGCCGCUGGCCGCGGCGCCCACCGCCCGCUGGCCGGAGCUGCUGCCUCUCUGGGAGACGACUCUGCUGUACAUCGUGGGACGGGUGGACGAGGCGCUGUCGUCCUCCGCGCUGCCCGAGCCGCAGCUGAGCGCACAGGCAGAGGAGAUGGCUGCCGCCGAGGAGACGCUGCUCCAGCUGCAGCAGCGGCUGCCGCGGCUCGCCCAGAUGCAGGAUCAGGAGCGGCGCUCUGUGGCCGCGCUCCUGGACGGUCUGAUUGCCGCAGCUCGUGAGGCGCGCCGGCGUGUACCGCUGCGUCGCCGAGUGGCCGACCACUCUCUGACUCCGGACGACCAGCCGGCCGCCGCCGACCUGCCCCUGGAGUCUGUACAGCGCUGGCUGAGAGAGGCCGCCUCGGCCGGCCCCUCCGAGCGCAGCGAGCUCUCGACUGAGGCCGAGAGUCAACUGCACGGACCGGCCGGGCCGCUGUGGAAACAGGUGCUGACGGGCCGCGCCGAGGCCGGCGGGGCCGAGGGAGCACUCAUCCUGCAGUUCCCGACCGUGAUGUCGCUGCUGGAGCAGCCAGCGGCGCCUGUGCCGGCCGACCCACCGGCUCUGCACCGCCUGUCGGCCCAGCUGGCCGCGCUGCCCGGUCCCGAGCACAGUCCGCUACCGGCCGACUCCCUACCGGACCUGCGCGCGCUCAGCCAGCUGUGGCGCCGCCUGGUGGCGCUGCUACACCGCCAGCUGCCGGCUGGUGACCCGCAGCUGCACGUGCGCCAGCUGCAGCUGAGUCAGCUGAGCGCGGCGCGCGCCCUCUGGGAGGUGCUGGACGCUGAGCUGGCGCAGCUGGACGAGUGGCGGGAGCAGUGUGACGCCGAGCUGACCCGACUGCUGGGUGACACGAGCACCGACGACACCCAGCUCGUACCCAGACUGGAGGAGCUGUGCAGCGGCGCCGCGGAGCGGUUCUGCCGGCUGCGCCACCUGCGGCCGCUGCUGGCGCGGCUGCAGCGCCUGGUGACGGCGCGCAGCUGCCGGCUGCAGCUGACCAGCCAGGAGGCGCAGCUGGACCGGCUGCGCGCCCGGCUGGAGACGAGCGCCGGCCGCGCGCUGGCGCUCCAGCUGCGCAUGCUGACCGUGCGAGAGAACAGCGCCCGUGUGGAGGAGUGGGUGCGCAGAGUCAGGAAGGCCGUACCGGACGAGGGAGAGGAGCCCACCGAGGAGCAGCUGGCCGAGCAGGAGGAGCUGCGCGCUCAGCUGGAGACGAUGGAGCACUUGGGCGCCGCCGCUGUCGACGAGCUGGACGCGGCUCUGGCGACGCUCACCGUCACCGACGAGGAGCUGCAGCGCUCGCUGCUGGCGCAGACCGGCCGCUGGCUGGCGGAGCAGGCGGCUCGGCUGCGCGCCGCCGACCGCGCCGCCGAGCUCGGCUGGCUGGAGCGGCGCACCACAGCCACCCUGGCGGCCGCCGACCGGGCCGACGAGCUGGCGCCCGUGCUGGCCGCCAUGGAGACUGUACGCGACCAGCUAUCCGACUGGGAGCGGCGGGCGGCGCGUGCCGAGCCGGCGGCAGACGACGGAGACGACCCGGCCGACAGCGCCGCCCGGCUGGAGGCGGCGCGCCGCGUCAGCCGCGCCGCGCUGCUCGGCCGCCGGCUGGGCGUGCGGCUGGCGGCGCUGCGACCGGUGGCCGAUCAGCUGGCCGCCGUCCGAGCCGCCGAGAUGGAGCUCUACCGGCGACUAAUGCUGCUCGAGCUGCUGGCCAAGGCCGGCUCGGUACCGCGCUCAGCUCACGUGCCGCAGCUGCAGGCUGAGGUGGGCGCGCUGCACCGGCUUGUCGCCGCGCUGAAGAAGAAACACCCACACUGCCACGCCGCUCAGGUGACAGAGACGGAGAUUGUGCAGCUGAUGGCGCGGCUGCGCUCCCUCAAAGAGGAGCACCCGCUCGAUCUGGAGCCGGUCGACCCCGAACUGAUGGCUGCUGUAGAUCAGCUGACCGCCCUGGUGGCCGAACUGGAGGCUCUCAGGGCGCAGGCUCUACCCCGACCGGACGCAACUACCAUUGACGAACUGGAGACCAAGGCGGCCGCCAUACAGCUGGCGCACCAGCAGCUGAUUGCGGCGCCGGCAGAGGACGCCGAGACCCCUCCCGAGGGUACGCCGGCGGCCGGCCUGGCGGCGCGCGGCCAGCGGCAGAGGGAGGAGGCGGCAGAGGCGGUGGCCGAGGCGGCCGACCAGUGCCGCGCCGCCGCGCUGCUCUGGCAGCGGCUGCUGGUGCAGCUGCAGGCCGCCCUCAGCUGGCUGCAGGCCGCCGAGCCGACCGCCGACCAGCGGCCCUCGCCCUUCACCGAGCAGCUGCCGCAGCUGCGACACACGCUGGGCGGCUGCCGGCAGCUGCUCGACCAGCUGGCGGCCGGCGGCCAGGCGGCGCCGCCGGCGCUCUCCCAGCUAUCAGCGCAGCUGGCGGAGGCGGCCGGACGGCUGGACGCGGUCGCCGCCCGGCUGACAGUGACCCCGGAGCAGACGGCGGCGGCGGCGCGCGACUCGCGUCUGCUGGACGGUGUCCGUCUGCAGCUGCGCCAGCUGACUGACAGCCGGCGGCUGCCGCUGCCGCUGCUGGCCGAGCAGCUGGCGGCGGCUGUGGAAGUGGCCCAGCAGCUGCGCCAGCUCAGCGUGACAGCUGCCACCGCGGAGCUGCGGGCUGAUGCCGCUGCGCUGCUCAUGGACUGGGAGUCGGCACGCGUCUCACUGUUACUGGCCCGCUACGACGACCAGCUGACCGCGGUGGUUGCCGAGGACACACCGGCCGCAGAGGCCGUCCAUGAAGCUGUGUUUGACCAACUGAUGAGGCCGGCACCCACCGAGGUGUAUGCGGAACGACCGGAGCUGACGGCAGAGGCCGCCAGGGUGCAGACGGCCGACCGUCUGCUGGGCCUGCACCGGGACCGUCUGGCCGCCGGACUAACCACCGAGGAGCCGGCCGGGCCGCGCGCCGCCGCGCUGGGCCGGCAGCUGGCGCUCGUGCUGCGCCUGCUGGCCCGGCUGCGCGGCCGGCACGCGCUGCUAGCCGGCACGCUGCACGGCCGCGCGCUCACCUGGCUGCGCUGCCUGGAAACGGAGCUGCUGCGGCUGCGGCGGCGGCCGCUGGCUGCUGGCCAGCUGUCGGCGCUCCGCCGGCAGCUGGCGGCUCUGGAGCGGCAGCUGCUGCGCGGCGAGCAGCUGCUGGCCGCGCUGCGCCACGCCGCGGGACCAGCCGCCGCUGACACCUGGUGCGCGCCGCUGGAGAGCCGUCUGGCCGAGCUGGCGGCCGACCUGGGAGCCUGGAGCGCCUACGUGUCGUACGUGUCGGCCGGCUGGCGGCGGCAGCAGCAGGCGGCUGCGGAGGCAGCUGCCGGGCUGCAGCGGCUGGAGCGGCUGCCGGCCGGAGGAGCCGCCGCUGAGGAGGAGACGGCCGCGCUCGCCGCUCUGGAGGGCCAUCUGGACGAGGCGGACCGGCAGCGGGCGGCUCUGAACGGCGCGCUGACGCCGGAGGACGAGCGCACGGCGGCCGCCGCGGCCGGCCAGCUGCGCGCGCGCCUGCUGCUGCUGAGACUGCUGAUGGGCGUCUCCGGGCAGACGGAGGCUGACAAAGACACGACGCGCAAACUAGCGAGGACCAAUGAGGAGCUGCACUCCGACUGGCUGGAGCGUAAGUCGGCGGCGGUGCGCGGCCAGGGCCAGACGUCGCUCUGCACGCUGCUGACGUACCUACAAAACGAGCUGCCUGCCCAGCUGCUCACCGCGAGCGGAGACUGCGACCAGCUGGAGCGGGAGAGGGCCGCGCGGCUCGACAAGAUCAACUCCCUGCUCGAGACUGUGGCCGACUUUGAGCAAAUGACUCCGGCUCUGGAGGCCAAACUGGCCAAAAUUGAGCUGAUACUGGACGAACCCGUCGAGUUCGAGACGGGAGACAAAAAGGAGCACCACGCCGCCACUAAGAAAAACGACGAGAUGCUGGAGCUGGUGCGGGACGUGAGUCGCAAGAUGGGCGACAUCUCUGGUCUUUGUGACCUGCUGAUGAGCGACACUGACGGCCUGCCUGAGGCCCGGGAGGUGCGCACGGUGACCCAGGGCGGCGGUCACCUGCAGCAGAGGUGGGCCCGGAUCUGCGAGCUGUCGGCCGGCCGGCGGCAGCGGAUCGCCGACGCCUGGUCGUCGGCCGGCCAGCUGGGCCGCGAGCUGCGCGAGUUCGAGUCGCGUCUGUCUGCCGCCGAGGAGCGGCUGGCCGGCGCCGCGCCCUCGGCCGAGCUGGUGCCCCGGGACCGCGUCCGGACGGACCUGGAGACGGUCAGCCGCGCCGCUGAGGAGCUGGAGCAGCAGGCGGCGGCGGCGCGCGGCGUCAGCCGACUGCUGCGUGCCGGUCUGCGCCGCCGGCACCUGGCGGCGGACGGUGCGCUGGCCGAGGGCGCCGCCGCCGCCACCGGCCGCUGGCUGCAGCUGCGCGAGCAGGCGGCCGCCGCCGCCGAGCGGCUGAGGAAACACGCCGCCGUCCAGGAGCACACCGACAGCGACUGGGCAGAGCUGGAGAGCGGCGCCGAGCAGCUGCACGAGCGGGCGCGCCUGCUGCUGCUGGAGGCCAACGCAGGAGGACUGCUCAACGGACCGGCCAAACUCGCGGAGUUGACGGCGGACCGUGACACCCUAGCUGCGCGCCUCGACUCGGUCACCCGAGACACGGUCAGCCUGCUACAGACCACUGCGCCGGAGGAGGCGUCUUCGUACGACCUACGGCCGCCAUCCGCCUACCACCGGCUGACUGAGGCCUUCGGCGAGCUGCACAGCGCGCUUGGAGCAGAGGGAGAAGAGGAGACGGACGCGGCGGCCGACCCGCUCUCCCGGGCCACUGACGAGGCCGACUCGUGUCUGUCGCGGCUGGAGGAGCUGCUGGCGGCCGAGUCGCCGGCCGUGCCGGAGCUCGCUCAGACCCUGGGCGCCUGCUCCAGCGCCGCCGAUCUGGUGGGCUCUCUGAGCCACCAGCGGCCGGAGGGAGCUGAGCCGCGCGCCGCCGCCGUCCGCGAGAGGUACGAGAGGCUGCGGACGGCUGCCCACGGUCGGCUGCACGCGGCUGAGGAGGCGCCGCUACAGUGGGAGCUGGACCGCUGGAGAUUGCAGCAGUGGCUUCAGCACACGGCCAACAAACUGGACAACAUGCCCAGCGCAGAGAGUCUGCGGAAGGACGACGUGCAGCUCAGGAGGUUCAACCGUCUGUGUGUGGAGCUGGAGGCUCACACGGAGCUGUUGGCCGCCGUGGUGUCCGCCGGCCACCAGCUGCCCGAGGGCGCGGCCACGGGCGGCCGGCCGGUCCGACAGCGACUAACCGAGCUACAGACAGAGUGGGACGCCGUCUGUGGCCGCCUGGUGGCGCUCCAGUCGGAGCUGCUCUCGAUCGCGCCGCCAGACGACGGAGACGCCGCCGCCGAGUCUGGUGACGAGGAGGCACGCCGCGGCCUGCUGGCGCGCACAGCCACUCUGAUGUGGCGUGUGGCGCGGGUGGCGCUGCCCGUGCAGGCGCUGCUGCUGCUCGGCCUGGCCGUGAUGGCGCUCUACGGCGACCGGGACGCCGACUGCGCCAGCGGAGCCAACAACUUCGCCGCCAGCAUGCAGACCAUGCUCAACUACCCGGACGGCGGGCCGCCCAUGUAGGCGCCGCAGAGACAGCGUCGUUACGGCUGGAAACGCGAUAUACAGGAUCUUUGAGAUUGACUGUGAAGUCGACUGUGAUGAAGGCUGAUUGAUUAUGGCUGACGAUUAAUUCUCGGUUCCGCUGCGGCGGGGUCAGUGAUGUACGCUUGUGAUGGUAACGAUAUGAGUAUGUAUCAGGUAACCCGGUGAAUUUGUGUCUUCUCGCUUCGCUUCGGGAACUGGGUGGCGGCCGCGGCCGCUGCACCCGCUGCAAUGGUUUCUGUGCGGCUCUCCUUUCGUUCGGUGCCUUAACCGGUGGGCCGGCGCCUGUUCUGUUCAUGGAGGGGGCGGCGAGCGGUGCGCUGCGUCAGGAUGAGAGCGAGAGAGAGGGAGGUCGGCAGCCGGAGCCAGCCUGGCGCUGCCGGCCCCGUGAUACCCUUCCAGUGUUCCGUCGAAUAUUUUCGCAAAUAUAUGUUUGUAGUACAUAA
Molecule: messenger RNA, 19313 nt
Organism: Amphibalanus amphitrite
Lineage: Eukaryota; Metazoa; Arthropoda; Thecostraca; Balanomorpha; Balanidae
Exons: 18
Coding region: 1-18846 (6281 amino acids)
Cellular component (GO): membrane
Source: RefSeq, a predicted model, not a curated record